ACCCAAUUCACCAAUGGCAGGAAGUCCAAACACUGGAAUCGCUCGCUUUCUUUUUCGCCAAACAGAAUCACAAAUACUCCCAAUUCCUCAGAUGAUAGUAAACCUCUAAGCGAUCCCAACGAGCAGCGGAAUAGAGAAAACAGAAGAAGAAGAGGAAGAACCACAAUGUUUCGAAUCACAAGAGCUAGACCUCUGUCGCCACUGGCUCACCAAUUCCUUCAACGAUGUUCUGUUAGCGGAACAGCCAAAGGCAAGGGCAAAAUAAAAGAUGGUCAGCCCAAGAAACGCAACAAAAUCUCAGCUAAGAAAGGCUCCAAAGGUCAAGAUCCUUCUAAAUCACCUUCAUUCUCGCGUCAGGACGCCGAGAAGUACCGGUUAUACGAGGAAUGCAUCAAUGCCCCUACUCCAGUUCGUUUCCUCAAGCCCAAAGAACGAGCCCGUGAAGCCGAGCGCGAGAAGUUGGGGCUUGAAAGCCAUGAGAGGCGGCGAGAGAAAGAAAUUCUCAAGAAAGGAGGGAGGCAAGCCAUGGGGAUCCCUGAUGAGCCAAUGAUGAUGGGUACUCCUGGAUUCGACCUUAUAGCUCUUGGAUUGGUGGAUGUGGAUAAGAUACCCAAGUAUGAGCUCACUGAGGAGGAUGGGAAGAGAUUGGCCAAGGAGUAUAGCAGAGUUUUGAUGAGGAAGCACAGGGCCAGACAAGCAGCUGAGUCGACCCUCUUAAGGUUGAAGAAGGAGGCAAUUGAAGCAUUGCCAGAGAAUUUGAAGCAGGCUGCUUUAAUUCCAGAUUUGACGCCGUUUCCAGUGAAUAGAUUCAUGGCGACCUUGACUCCUCCAAUUGAAGGUUACAUUGAGAAGGUUAAGGAGGCGGCGAGGCGGAGUUCAGGGAAGGAGAAGAUUAGAUAAUGUGGAGCUGUCCAACAAGCGAUCGUAUUUUGUGUGGAAAAAUGGUUGUAUUUCAAAGCCGGAAGGCUUCUUUUGCAGUUUCACAAAAGCAUUGAAGCAUUAAAGACCAAAUGCAAUAAUCAUGUAAAAAACUAUAACUCUAGUUCUUUCAGUACUUGACAACUUUGAAUUUCGUUGGCUUUCGCUUAUCAUCAAUGCCGCGGUGACACAAAUGAUUCUGCUGAAA
This is a messenger RNA of Manihot esculenta (cassava), 1126 nucleotides long. RefSeq lists its product as uncharacterized. The coding region runs from base 166 to 900 and encodes 244 amino acids. The transcript has 2 exons. The record is from RefSeq and is a predicted model, not a curated record. NCBI's taxonomy places the organism in Eukaryota, Viridiplantae, Streptophyta, Magnoliopsida, Malpighiales, Euphorbiaceae. Gene Ontology annotation, cellular component: mitochondrial ribosome; mitochondrial large ribosomal subunit.